CAUACUUGUGGAGAAGACUGUUCAUUUGUUAACUGCUGAAUACUAAAGAAUUGUAUUGGUUCGUUCUGCUGUAUCUUCCGCAGAAAAUGUCAGACGACGUGGCCGAUGAAACAUGGUAGCCGUGUCACAUCCUACACUUUAAGUUGUCAUAAGAUCAUGAUAUGUCAUGUGAAAAGAUCCGUUUUUAAUAGUGUUCUUAACUAAUUAAUCUUUUUUAAGAUAGUAUUGUAAUUUAUUUAAUGUAUUAAUCGUAUAAUUUUAUAAAAACAUGGGACUGUGCAAGUGUCCGAAGAGGAGAGUCACAAAUCUGUUCUGUUUUGAACACCGUGUUAAUGUUUGUGAACAUUGUAUGGUUACAAAUCAUCCAAAGUGUAUUGUACAGUCAUAUAUUUUGUGGCUCCAUGAUCACGAUUAUAAUCCAGUUUGUACAUUAUGCUCAGCAAACUUGAGUGAAGGGGAUUGUGUUAGAUUAACAUGUUAUCAUAUGUUUCAUUGGGCAUGUUUGGAUAAAUAUGCUAGAGAAUUACCAGCAACCACAGCACCAGCAGGAUACACGUGUCCUAGUUGUAAAGAAUGUAUCUUUCCAGAUGGAAAAUUAGUAUCUCCUGUGGCAGAUGUAUUAAGAGAAAAAUUGGCUGGAGUUAAUUGGGCACGUGCAGGGCUUGGUUUACCACUGCUCAGUGAAGAGAGAGAGCAAAAGCCAGAACAAGAGCGCCCAUCAUUAAGAGUUGAAUCUACAUCAUAUCAAAAUCACACAUUGGCAACUUCAUCCCCAACAGUAGCUACAUCCCGUUCCAAUAGCAAUGCAAAUUCAGUACACACUAAUAUAAACAAUGUGCAUUUAAAUAAUCAAAAAAUUGGUCCUCCAUAUUCAAUUGUAAAUAUUGAUUCAUCGGUGGGAUUAUCCACACCAACUUCAAGGAAAGUUUGCGAGGCUUAUGAUGACCCCAAAGAAAUAUCAUUUGAUCACGAUGAAAAUAAAUACAGGAGGAAGUCAGCUAUCGAAUGGUUUUUAAGGUGGUGGAAACUCAUAGCGAGUCCACCGACAAGACGUAGAAAUACAGCUGGGCCAUUGUACAAAAGAUACGCAGUAAUAGCUGUUAUGGGAAUAUUAGCUUUUACUGGAAUCGUACUUUUGUUCUCUUGGCUUGGGAGAAUGGCUACGGAUGGCGAUCCGAGUUACGAUCUUCACGCAAAUCCUAAUGUUAGGGUCGACGAUAACCCUGCCGGUAUUUAAUAUACUCUUUGCUUUCGAGAAGAACUUUGGAAUUAAAUCUUGAAAGGAUAACAUGUGGAAGUAAUAACUAAUGCUUGUAAAAUAGCAAAAUAAUUAUCAACCACAGUCAAAGGAAUAUGUAUCGACUGAUAUAUAAUUUCGUUUUGAAAGAGUAAUUAGCUUAAGAUACAGUGUACUGUUAGCCUUACCAUUUGUUAAUUUUUAUGUAAAGUAUGCCUUAAUAUUAAGCUGUAUAUUUCACUCUGCAAAGACUCAUAAAUUUUCAACAGAUUAUGCA
Molecule: messenger RNA, 1514 nt
Organism: Osmia lignaria (orchard mason bee)
Lineage: Eukaryota; Metazoa; Arthropoda; Insecta; Hymenoptera; Megachilidae
Product: zinc finger protein-like 1 homolog
Cellular component (GO): Golgi apparatus
Source: RefSeq, a predicted model, not a curated record